Enhydra lutris kenyoni (northern sea otter) is the source of this 1332-nucleotide messenger RNA. Its product is annotated as ankyrin repeat domain 63. The coding region runs from base 1 to 1149 and encodes 382 amino acids. Gene Ontology annotation, molecular function: protein binding. Lineage: Eukaryota; Metazoa; Chordata; Mammalia; Carnivora; Mustelidae. The record is from RefSeq and is a predicted model, not a curated record. The transcript has a single exon.
AUGCUCAAGCCCAAGGACCUGUGCCCCCGAGCGGGUACGCGCACCUUCCUGGAGGCCAUGCAGGCGGGCAAAGUGCACCUGGCCCGCUUUGUACUGGAUGCGCUGGACCGCAGCAUCAUCGACUGCCGCGCGGAGCAGGGCCGCACGCCGCUCAUGGUGGCGGUGGGGCUGCCGGACCCCGCGCUGCGCUCCCGCUUCGUGCGGCUACUGCUGGAGCAGGGUGCGGCCGUGAACCUGCGGGACGAGCGCGGCCGCACAGCGCUCAGCCUGGCGUGCGAGCGCGGCCACCUGGACGCGGUGCAGCUGUUGGUGCAGUUCAGCGGCGACCCCGAAGCGGCCGACUCGGCGGGCAACAGCCCAGUGAUGUGGGCGGCGGCGUGCGGCCACGGGGCGGUGCUCGAGUUCCUGGUGCGCUCUUUCCGCCGCCUCGGCCUGCGCCUCGACCGCACCAACCGAGCGGGUCUCACGGCGCUGCAGCUGGCAGCCGCUCGCGGCCACGGGACCUGCGUGCAAGCCCUCACCGGGCCCUGGGGCCGCGCAGCUGCCGCCGCCGCGGCCCGGGGCUCCAACUCCGACAGCCCCCCCGGCCGUCCGACUCCCGCGCCCAGCCCGGAGCGCCGACGACCCAGCCCCCGCCGCUUACCUCGGCCUCUCUUGGCGCGCUUUGCGCGAGCUGCCGGCGGCCACGGUCAUGGCGGCGAGGCUGGGUCAGGGGGCAAGGGCUCCGGCCGGCACCGCGCACAGGGCAGCGAGAGGCCCGAGCUGGGCCGGAGCAUGAGCCUGGCGCUGGGUGCUGUAACCGAGGAGGAAGCGGCUCGGCUGCGGGCGGGAGCACUGAUGGCCCGACCACACUCGCCUCAGUCUUCAGGGACCGGGCGGUGGCGUUCGCAGGAGGUGCUGGAGGGAGCGCCUCCGACCUUAGUGCAAGCCCCCAUUGGCCUGAGCCCCCACCCGGAGGGCGGCCCCGGCUCUGGCCGUUUGGGUUUGCGCCGACGCUCCACAGCUCCAGACAUCCCCAGCCUGGUCGGGGAGGCCUCAGGGCCCGAAAGCGGCGCGGAGUUAGAGGCCAACGCUCUGCCCCACUCGGUGCCUGGGCCUCAGCCUUGGCAGGGGGGCACGGAGGCCGUGGUGCUGCACGCUCAGCGGUAAACAGCGUCGAGGUUGAGCCCUGCUCCCCCUCCUCUUAUGUCUCUCCUCUGCUGGGAUUUCUUUUUUCCAGGUCCUUCACUUUCCUGGCAGUUUCCCUGGCCUGUGAUCCCAUAAUCUGUCCCCACUGCCCAGACCAGACUCCCUAAUCCUCUCUCUGAAAAGAAGCCCUAUUUUAUUUAUUUA